CCUGCUCGAGGCACAGCCUGUCAGCGACACACUGGGAUUGACAACACAGCUCCCACUAUUAGCUUAGUUCCACAGCAGAAUUAGGGAAAUAACCAGCUGACAAAACUCACUAGGGUCAGUAAAAGACGACACGACAAUGUAGCGUUUGUGUGCUGAAGGUAGGAUCACUUGAGAAUACUUUUCCACGGCAUCGGUACGUGAAGGCUAACUUACCGUUAGCUUCCCAGCAUUAGCUAGCAAAUGUUCAGUAAUUCAAGUUAGCAGCGAAAGCUAACCUGUUUGAUGUGGUCCAAAAGAAAAAAAAAACAGGCGUACGAAUAUCUGCUGCCAGGACGGAACUCGGAGGUGGGGGGGAGACAAUUAUUCGCUCCUAGAUAAUCAUGGCGUCGAUGCAGUUUGAUUGACUUUUGAGGUGGGGGGGCUGUCAACAAGCUCGCUGCUGACGUUAGCUAUCCUGCUACCACCACCACCAACAUGGCCAAAACAACCGAGAACGGCCGCUACUCGUCGGACACGCGGAGCAUCAGGACCAUCAGCAGCAGCCACAUCGACGAUGAAAGCUCUUUGGGGUCCGACUCGGAGAUCAACGGCUUCACCAGCGACAGGCAGACGGAUAAAUACGGCUUCAUUGGCGGGGCUCAGCAGUACUCGGAGAAGUCAGCUCAGUACGUGCCCCCAGAGGUGCUCAGGCAAAGGGAGGUGAAGUGGCUGGACAUGCUCAACCACUGGGACAAGUGGAUGCUCAAGAGAUUCAAUAAGGUGAGGCUGCGUUGCCAGAAAGGAAUCCCUCCUGCUCUCAGAGGCCGUGCGUGGCUCUUCCUGUCUGGAGGGAAAGUGAAGAGAGAACAGAACCCCGGAAAAUUUCAGGAACUGGACAGUCAGCCAGGAGACCCCACAUGGAUUGACGUGAUUGAGAAGGACCUCCAUCGACAAUUUCCUUUCCAUGAAAUGUUUGUGUCGCGGGGAGGUCACGGGCAGCAGGAUCUGUUUCGUGUUCUGAAGGCCUACACUCUCUACAGACCAGAGGAGGGAUACUGCCAGGCCCAGGCCCCUAUUGCUGCUGUCUUGCUAAUGCACAUGCCUGCUGAGGAUGCUUUCUGGGGGUUGGUCCAAAUCUGUGAGAAGUAUCUUCCUGGUUACUACAGUCCUGGCCUGGAAGCCAUACAGUUGGAUGGAGAGAUUCUGUUUGCUCUGCUGCGACGCGUCUCCCCACCGGCCUUCCGGCAUCUAGAGAAACACAAGAUCGACCCCAUCCUCUACAUGACUGAAUGGUUUAUGUGUGCCUUCUCCAGAACCCUGCCCUGGGCCUCUGUGCUGCGUGUCUGGGACAUGUUCCUCUGUGACGGAGUCAAAAUAAUCUUUCGCGUGGGUUUGGGGCUGCUGAGGUGCACGCUGGGAACUCGGGAGAAGCUGAAGAACUGCCAGGGCCUGUAUGAGACAAUGGAGCUCCUCCGGGCCAUAGAGCCUCAAUACAUGCAGGAGGACUACCUUGUCCGAGAGAUUCUCUUAAUCCCAGUGACGGCACGCGACAUCGAGAGGGAGCACCACUCCCAGCUCAAACGCUGGCGGAAGAACCGGGGCGAGCUGAACUUCAGGCCGGCGCCGAGGAUGCACGGCGCCCGCCUCAUCAUGCUGGCCGAGCCCCCGAGGCGCCAGGACCUGCAGCAGAACCCCACCAUCGUGAUCGAGGAGCCACCGCCGCCCACGCCGCAGCUGAAGAAGAGCAAGGAGGAGAGGAAGAGCAAGAAGAAGAGCGCGAAGAAAUCCGCGCCCAUCGAGGAGAUCCCCAACCCGUACCCUCUCCCCACCGACACCACUCCCCUUCCUCCUCCUCUUCCACCUGCAGGUCCGCCUGACGUGGACUCGCCGCACCUGCAGGAAGCGCCUCCUGCAGACAUUCCUGCUGCCAACAAAUCUGGUCUCCAGCAGUCCUCACAAAGCCUUAGCAGCAUAGACCAGGAUACGUACCUGUAGCUCUGAAGCUGUGCGUGUGUGUGGGGGGGUGGGGACAAAGCACCAGCAACCAACCAGCCUUGCCAACGUCUCCGACUGGCCAGCAUCUUAAUUAUUAUUUUUGCAUUGGACAGUUUUUGUAUUAAUUUUGCUCACAGAUUUAACUCUGAUAUUAUUAACAUCCUCUAAAGUGCUAAAACUGCUCUGCGUGAAUUUGAUGUUGCCUCUUGAUGCUUAAUGUGCUCACUGACUGUCAGUCUUACUCGUCUGCUGCAGUUGUCGAGAGCAAAGUGUUGUCUUUGGACUCUACAUUUAUAUGAGACCUAAGGAGGAAUACGGUUACAAAACUUGUAGUUUUUUCCUGUCAGACUGAACACUAUUAAGUUGAUCUGUUAGUGUUUUGAAGCAACAUUUGUGGACUCAUAGAAACACAUCUGUACACUUUAUUAAAUGUUUUUUUCCACUAGAGGGCAGCCUCACACACAUUACAGCUCAUUUUAGAUUGUCAUUAGAACGGAACCACAGCAACUUGGGUGCAACUGUUUUCAGGUUUUACUUUUGAAAAUUUUAUGAAAAAGGAAAUGCACUUGCUUAAAUGAAAAAAUGGGUUAAACAUUUUACACUUGCUCAUCCGUGCCCUUCUACUACACACAUGGUCACUUUUUAUUUUUUGUCUCGUUUGAACUGAUUUCGUGUGAACUUCGUGUAAACUCAUGAUGUUACAGUGCCAGGCACUUCCAGCCACAUUCCACCAACAUCAUUUCAUUUUGCUUGGACCAGCAGGAAGGAGAGCACAGGACAUUCCUCACUGACAAUUUCUGCCUUCUUAAAAGCCGAUCGGUUGAAAAAAAUUGCCAAAUGCUAAUCUGUGUAAUGUGGACACGUGUGCAGGUACUUCCUGUCAAAACCUGGACAGGAAGUGAUUGCUGGUUACAUAAUGGGGCUGAUGUUUUUAGUAGCACUACCUGAGAAUCACUAAUAUAUAUUUUGCUAGAAUUUCCAAAGCUACACAAUACGUUUUCUUUAAGAUGAUUGACAAAUGCUACCUGUGACUUCGUUAUUGUUUUUUUUCCUGUAAGCACGGUCCAGCAGGAUUAGAGGAUAUCCACAUUUACUGGGAGAUUUUGACUGUUUCUCUCUAAUUUCACUUUUCAGCGUUCAUUCUUUGUAAAGGGAGUUUAGCAACUGGCACAGAUCUUGUUAAAUGUUUUUGUUUAUGUGUCAAAAAAGAUGAAGAUCUGUUUUAAAAAAAACAAGCAUAGGUCAAGUAUAAAAAUCAGUGUGGAUUAGGGUAACUCACUCUUAUGCAAUCAUUACACGUGUCACAUUUUGCUUAUGCUGCAUUUUUAUUUAAAGCUUUUUGUGUAGAUAUGACAUGUACAAUUAACAUUUUCUUUUCAAAUGAAAUGUAUUGCUAUGUUUUACUGAGCAGUAAAUGAAACUGCAGAGCAGAUGUCUCUAAAUCACUCAGUCUAAUACAGUAUAUGUCAGAUAAACAUUUGUAACACUAGAAAAUUUUUUUACUGGAAACGUAAGCCACAUUUCUUGUAUAUACUCUAAAGACAGAUUAGUAAUGUUUUAUCCUUUACACAAGGUUGUAGAAAAGAUGUUUAAUCACUACGAGGCUAAAGUUUUAUAGGUGAAAACAAAUUUGGUUAAGUAGAUGGAAACAUUUCUAUUCACCUUCAAUGAGCGUUUUGGGUCGCUUGUCUGUCUGCAAUGUGUUGGAUUCACCAGCAGGUGGCAGAAAAGAGCUGCUGGUUUGAUCUGCUCAGCAUUUUGGUCGACAUGACUUCUGGGUCUCGAUGUUUUGAUACUGUACAUGUUUUUUAUAAUGUACCAACUUAGGGCUUAAAUCAGUCACAUCUUUGCAUUAUGUUUUCACAGCUGAGAGUGAUGUUACUGCUCAACUAUUGAAUAAAGUUCCAUAAAUUUA
Messenger RNA from Austrofundulus limnaeus, 3889 nucleotides. Its product is annotated as TBC1 domain family member 10A. The record is from RefSeq and is a predicted model, not a curated record. Gene Ontology annotation, molecular function: small GTPase binding; GTPase activator activity. Gene Ontology annotation, biological process: regulation of GTPase activity. The transcript is spliced from 9 exons. Bases 475 to 1974 code for a protein of 499 amino acids. Lineage: Eukaryota; Metazoa; Chordata; Actinopteri; Cyprinodontiformes; Rivulidae.